Molecule: messenger RNA, 9154 nt
Organism: Hemiscyllium ocellatum (epaulette shark)
Lineage: Eukaryota; Metazoa; Chordata; Chondrichthyes; Orectolobiformes; Hemiscylliidae
Gene: sipa1l3
Product: signal-induced proliferation-associated 1 like 3
Exons: 22
Coding region: 639-5885 (1748 amino acids)
Biological process (GO): regulation of small GTPase mediated signal transduction; epithelial cell morphogenesis; activation of GTPase activity
Cellular component (GO): plasma membrane; cytoplasm; Golgi apparatus
Molecular function (GO): GTPase activator activity; protein binding
Source: RefSeq, a predicted model, not a curated record
GGGUCCGUAAAUGUGUGUGUGGGAGAGAAAGGGGAGAAACAUAAAGAACUUUCGCUUGUUAUCUUUUGGGUUUGGCGGUGUGGCCUAGGAGAGAGGAGUUGCUUUGUGGCCCCUUCAGUGGGGAUCAGCUUCUUUGGUCCCUGGGGCUCUGGUCGCUGUCGCCUCGGCUGAUGACAGACAGGCGAAGGUUCUGAGGCUUUCUUAAGAAUGCCAGUACCUCCAAAACUUCAAGAGCCCCCUGGUGAAUAUAAAGCAGCACAUCGUGUUCCACAGUUGAUGACACAUGAGAUUCAAUCGUAAUGACCGUGUUCUCCAUCUGACUAAAGUAUCAAAGGCAGCUCUUUUAUAUGUAUUGAAACAUACAAGGUGUAUAUUUGGAAUUAGAGCUUCAUCCCACCACAUUAUCCCUAUUCUGGAUGUUCUGCAUUAAAUAAUAUAAAUGCCGCAAAAGCAUUAAGCAUGCGGGCACCAUGGAAUUAUAAAAAGAGACUUCAGAUCCUGUUUUAUUGCAGAGCUGCUACUCAUUUACAUAUUUGUUGAAGUUACUUGUGUUUUAAUCUUGACUGAGCAGCUCCCAGUGUAAAGGAAAUGACUGGGGCCUUUCUGUUCCUCCCAGUGAGCCAGCGUGUUAAUAGACUAUGACAAGCUAUCGACCUGUUCAAAAUGCAAAGGUGGAGGUUGGUGGAAUGGUCAUAGGUGGAGUGGACUUUCUUGAAGGUACGAACACAUGUGAUUACUAUGCAUCUCCAUUCAGGGCCCAGAAUGGGAACAUUUGCUCGCUGGGUGAAAAUGUACCCCGUGCAAAUUCAACCCCUGCCAUGCCAAAAAUGGGAGUCCGAGCUCGAAUUGCUGACUGGCCCCCAAAACGAGAUGUAACAAAAGAUGUCGCGAGGGACUUUGGUGGAUCAAUGGUGGACACUGAACUUACAAGUUUUCAUAGUGGGCAAUAUUGCCUGAACUAUGAAAAUGCUUCCCAUCCCCCUCAGGCCCGAGGCCUGCACCAUAUACCUCGAGGGAAGUCAAAAGAAGCAGAGUUCCAAGGUUACUGGCCCAGGUCCCCAGCCAAAAUGUUUGUUCCAUUGAGAGUUCGAAGUAACAGUGAGGUUACUCUCAAUGAGCACGAUGCAGAAGGAGCCCUAGAGCUUAAAGGAAAUGGAAUGCUACCCUUGAGGGAAUAUGGUAGCACUUCAUCUAUUGAUGUGAGUGGCAUGUCGUCUGAAAGCUUUUUUGAUAUGUUGAAAGAGUUCAAAAAUGAGAAGAUUGAUCAACGGAGUUCAGUACCAGAGAACCUCAAGAAGCUCCUACGGGCUGAUGUAAGCAUGGCCUCCAACCUGAAUCUAGCAGGUAACAGCAAGACUGAUGACAGUCAAAGUGAAUCAUCUCAGAGAGACGAACCCAAGAGCACAGGCAAGGAUCGAGAGAAAUCACGUAAAAAGCAGUCUCGGAAUGAAAGUGGUGAAUCGAUCUUGAAGAAACUGCGCAGCAACAAAAGUGAGCAUGAAUCUGGGAGAUCCAGCUCGGACAAUGAAGACAAUAAGUCCCAGGAUAGCAAUAAGCCAUGGGUUUGUCAAAAGAGCUUUGCCCAUUUUGAUGUGCAGAGUAUACUAUUUGAUCUCAAUGAAGUGGUGAGCAACAGGAACUAUGUACCAUACCGGAGAAACACCACAACUGGUGCCUCAGCUGCAUCAGCUGCUUCACUUGCUGUGUCUCGGUCUCAUGCUCUGGGAGGACAGGAUUCUGGCUUCACUAGCACUGAGGAGGUGAACGGCAAAGAGAAUCUGGAGCCAGAUCUCGGUGACAGCAAUUGCAACGAUCUGCUCCUAAACUGCCCUCAUUUCCGCAAUGAAACGGGUGGGACCUGUGAGCAUAAUAUCAGCUUAUCAAAGGCAAGUAUGAAUGCAGGCCUGGGUCUCGGUUGUGAUGGUGGAUUUCCAAAGGUGGUUUGGAACCCAUACUGCACAAAUGCAAGUGUUUCUGAACUCGAGGUCCCAAAAGAGAGGCAACUCCGCCAGGAAAGACUGAAACAAUUCAGCAUCGAGCAUGUGGAUCGGGGAGCCAAAUAUUAUCAGGAUUACUUCCAUGGGAAAGAACACUGGAAUUAUUUUGGAGUGGAUGAAAAGCUGGGCCCAGUGGCAGUGAGCAUCAAGAGGGAAAAACUGGAGGACAGCAAAGAGCAUGGACUCCAGUACGUCUACCGAAUAAUCUUCAGGACAAGUGAGCUCAUUACACUAAGAGGAGCAAUCCUGGAGGAUGCGGUUCCGUCAACAUCAAAACAUGGUACAGUGCGAGGGCUCCUGCUGAAAGAGGUAUUGGAAUCUGUUAUACCAGAACUGAACAUUCAGUGUCUGCGGCUGGCUUUCAGCACUGUAAAAGUGACACAGCAGCUGCUAAAACUGGAUGAACAAGGGCUCAGCAGAAAGCAUAAAGUCGGUAUUCUGUACUGUAUGGCUGGCCAGGGCACUGAGGAGGAGAUGUACAACAAUGAAGAAGCAGGCCCUGCAUUUGAGGAAUUCCUGGAGCAGCUAGGAGAAAAAGUGCUUCUUAAGGGCUUUACAAAAUAUGCAGCUCAACUGGACACAAAAACUGACUCGACUGGUACGCACUCUUUGUACACAACUUACCAGGACUAUGAGAUCAUGUUCCACGUGUCCACCAUGCUUCCAUAUACCCCCAACAAUCGGCAGCAGCUCCUCAGGAAACGGCACAUUGGCAACGACAUUGUUACCAUCAUUUUUCAGGAACCUGGGGCACUGCCAUUCACACCAAAGACUGUACGCUCUCAUUUUCAGCAUGUGUUUGUCAUUGUAAGGGUCCAUAAUCCAUGUACUGAGAAUGUGUGUUACAGCGUGGCAGUGACCAGGUCCAAGGAUGUCCCACUCUUCGGGCCACCCAUUCCAGAUGGCUUCUCUUUCAGCAAAUCCGAUGUUUUCCGAGACUUUCUGCUGGCCAAGGUCAUCAAUGGAGAGAACGCAGCGCACAAAUCGGAGAAGUUCCACGCUAUGGCAACUCGGACGCGGCAUGAAUACUUGAAGGACCUGGCGGAAAAUAGUGUCACAAACACACCCGUGGAAUCCGCUGGAAAAUUUAACCUCAUUUUGUUGACCACCAAAAAGAAGGAGAAAACGAAGCCCCGUGUGGGGGCUGAACUGUACAGUGCUGGGGCGAUUACAUGGCGGGUUUACGCACAGGAUUACAGCCAGGGAGUUGAGGUGGAGUGCAUUCUAGGCAUCUCGAAUGAAUUUGUGGUGGUUAUUGAGCAAGGAACCAAGGAGGUGAUGUUCAACUGCUUUAGUGGGGAUGUAAUAGGCUGGACUCCCGAUGCAUCCACGCUUAAAAUUUUCCAUGGGAGAGGUGACUACAUAUUUGUGCGAAUGUUAGAGGAGAAUGUGGAUGACAUUAAGGAAAUUGUUCAAAGAUUAAAGAUUGUAACAGAAGGAUGUGAAACCAUUGACAUGACGCUGCGGAGGAAUGGGCUUGGGCAGCUUGGGUUUCACGUCAAAUACGAUGGCACAGUGGCAGAGGUGGAAGAAUAUGGAUUUGCUUGGCAAGCUGGGCUGAGACAGGGAAGCCGACUGGUUGAAAUUUGCAAGGUGGCUAUAAUAACACUGACUCAUGAUCAGAUGAUUGAUCUUUUGAAGACAUCAGUGACUGUGAAGGUGGUCAUUAUCCCACCCCAUGAAGAUGGGAACCCUCGCAGGGGUUGCUCAGAGUUGUAUGAAAUGCACAACAUGGACAUGAAAGGUGAGAAUGACAACAUACCACGUGGAUUGAGACCACCAUACAGAACCAACGCCCUGCAGUGGAGUAAUCCCACGACUCACAGUGCAUCACCGUCUCAGCGUUGGACAGGGUCUACACACAAUCCAAUAUCGAACUGGAGCCAGGCCCCCAAACAACAGGGAGUCCCAGUUGCGUAUAGUGACUCACAAGCAAAGAACAGCAAGCGCCCAGUUAGCUACCCGGAAACUAUCUACAGUACAGCAUCCACUGCUGCAGUCGAAAGAGGUCAGCCAUUUCGUAACCCUUCUGGAAGCUUCUCUUCACCAGCCUCAGGAGGCAUUCUGUCCAGUCGGCAAAAAGCUAUCAAUGACAGGUUUGGAGGAGGUGCAGGCCAACGUCCAGUUGCACCUUAUGAGCAUCACAACAGAGAUGAUGUGAUGUCAAGUGGUGAUUCCUUAUCUGGAGGAUUAACCAGCCAGGACAGCACAAUUGAGCGAAAUAAGAAUGAUCCUGUGUGGCACGUGCCUACUGCGCCCAAAGUUUAUUCACCUUCCGGAAACAAUAUCAAUAAGCGUCUCGCUAGACAAGAGCUAGCAGGCAAGGAUUCCCCCAACAGGCAUUCCAAAGGGGAUGCCCACUACUCAAGCCAGUCAAGUAGCAAUACUCUGUCCAGCAAUGCUUCCAGCGGCCACAGUGAUGAAAGAUGGUUUGACAGUAUGGAGCAUAUGGAGGUUGACCUUGAGACCUCUGCGAAAGGAGCAUCCAGUGACAGCGGCAUUGAUACCACCCUCCAUGCCUCCAGUCCAUUUGCUUCAGGUGCAGUAACAGCUAAAUCUGCAAGGCCAGCACCAUGGAGAGAGAAACCCCAGAAACCAAUGCAGACCUCGGCCACCUACAGCGGACUGCAGGAGUACAACAACCGGGUAUUCGACCGGACACCACCUCACCUGGAGAGGAGGAGGGACUCCUCACCAACACUCAGCACCAAUGGCCAAAAUAAAGGAUAUAAAAUAAAAACCUGUGGUCCUCCGAAUAACACCAGCUUCAGUGUGAACAGUAACGAAAACAUGCAUCUGAGCACUGUAAAUUGCAGACCGGGACAGACCCCUCACAUUUACAAGACCCCACCUGCGGAAGUAUCUAAGCUACCGGCAGUACAUGCCCAGCUCUCGGCCUCUGCCCCCAAAUCUUUCUACUCCUAUCAGAAUGUGAAGAAUUUGUGCCCAACUGGCUGGAAAAAACCAACCACUACCCCGUGCCGAUCAUCUGGAUUCGCAGAAACAAAAACGACUUCCAGCGUUGUCUCUACAAAUGUCUUUGGGCAGCCCAGGUUGCGAGCUUCCCUCCGAGACCUCCGGUCACCACGCAAGUCCCACAAAUCAACCCUUGAAGAAGAUUUAAAGAAGCUAAUUUUGUUGGACAACCCUUUGCCAGAGCAAGAUAAAGAAAUGCUACAUUCUUCACGAAAGACACUGCAGAGGACUCUGUCAGAUGAGAGCAUCUGCAGUGGACGGAGGGAAGCCGGUUUGUCCAGUUCCCAGAUUGCAGCUCUUGACCAGGCACUGCCAAACGAUGUGAUCUUCACCAGCACGUACCCUUCACAAACACUGCCCACACGCAGAUUGACCCAGCCUCCAGCAGCAAUAAGUCUUGAAAAGAAAUCAAACAUGUCUGCCUCUGAGCUGUCCUUGACUGAUGUCCGUGACCGAGUUCCUGUGCGUCGUACUGAUCCGGGACUGAUGCCUCUGCCGGACACAGAGUCUGAAUUGGAAUGGUCCAGUCUGGUCAAUGUUGCCAAAGCGUAUGAGGUCCAGAGAGCUGUCUCCCUGUUCUCGCUGACCGAUGCAUCUAUUGGAUCAGAGGUUGGACCGGCUUAUCCUGUACAUAUGCAUAAUACCCUGGAACGACAGUCCUCACCCCGCGUACCACAUAUUUUAAGUGAUGAGCCAGGCUUGGCACUAACUGGCAAAGUCUACCAGCUUGAGAUCCAAUUGAAGCAACUCCAGGAUGAUCUGCUGAAGGAGAAAGAGGAUAAAAUUGUCCUGCAGGCGGAGGUGGCAAACCUGAGGGUUAACAAUCAGCGUCUCCAAGAGGAAUCCCAUUCAGCCACCGAGCAGCUGAGGAAAUUUGCGGAAAUAUUUUCCAGCACGAUAGAGAAAAAGUGAAGCCAACCAGCUCUCCCACAGCAUCUCAGCCCAGUUUAUUUCCUUUCGUUUGGUCGUCCAUCCUUUUUGGAGUAACUGUAACCUGGAGGCAUGGCCCAUCUCGGGGUGGAAGAUUCCAGAACAUGCUGAACCACAGCAGCCAUUUUACAGAAGGUGCAGGCAGUGGCAUACUGACAGAGCUCGAGAGGAGGAACGUGAGCUGUUCGGCAUCACUUGGUCAGCAGCUGGUGGACACUGCGACACAUCCUUUCACAUCACUAGAAUGGAACUGGUCAGUCAGAACGGUUUCUGAAUAUCCUCCAGCGAUGGUUAAAUCUGCAAGCUUUACCUGAGCCCUCCCUCCCUAUCUCCCAACUCCUGCCAGCUACCAUAAAUCAAUAAUUAUUAUCCAUUGAUACAUGUUUGAUCAACUGUCUUCCUCCAACUUACUAAGUUCAGUCAAGACUGUCAGGGUGAUGCGCUUUCGCAGAAAGCAGCAGCUUUUAUUUUUUUUAAAAGAAACCUUACUGGUAGAAAUUAAGCUUCAGUAAAUGUAGGGUGCCAUUUUUAAUUAGUUUUAUUUUUAAAACUUUUUUGUUUCACUCCCAGUUGUUCCUAGCUGCACUACUCCGGGUCCCUUCGUGGGAACAAAAACCAGAGUGUCCUGGAUAUCUUCUCACGUCACCUUUUGUCUCAAAAUUGGUGCACGCAACAACGUGGCGCUCUCGUAUUUGUGUUCAUUUUAAAGUUGCAGAUACACUAAGCAGCAAAACAUCAUCCCUUACACAUAUUAGGAUAUCUGAGUGAGGAGGCUCCGAGUUUAAUCGUCAGUCUGCAGUGACUGAGUUCAGACUGCAGAGUGGUCAGGUGCAACUGCCUCUCGAAUCCUUGAGGAAUUGGGAGGACACUGGGUCUCCAGUCUUCGUCACUGAGCAGUAACUGUCCUUGUGUCCCCUCCACCUCGCCCCCCCCCCCCCCCCCCCCCCUCCCGCGGGACCCUCCCAUCCCAUUUUUGUGUGGGGCAAUUCAACGAUGCUUUCUGUAGCCGAAUAGUUCGUUGCUCUAAUUCUGUGCAUGAUAAAGAGUCAGUGAGGUGAGGUGGAAGGGAUUGGGGAAAUGGUUACCAACCAUGCAACAUUUCCCCUCAACUCGAAGCUUUGAGGGAAGAGGUGGGGUGAUCAAAGUAGGCUGAGAGGCAAACCAUUUAUAACUCAGUGUAGGAGAUUCACCGUAAACCACUUAGUUCGAUGGUAAUGCCAUGCUCUCUGACCUUUGACAAUUUGUGAUGCAAUCAAUAGAUUUCAAUAAAGCUAUUUAAUUUUAUUUGAAAAUUUAAUCAAAAGGUUUUGUUUCCAAUAUUUGAGAAAGUAAUAUUGCAAAUGAUAUUUAAAAAGCAGUCACCCAGGUCUAACAUUAAUAUAGGAAGUUAUUAAAGCACUUUCUCUCAGACUAAAUUAUUUUCUAGAAAAUUCCAUUUUAAGAUCGCUCAGGAAGUUUAAUCUAAUAAAAUGUAAAUGCUCUUUGUAUACGUUAUAUUUGUAUAAAUUGCUUUAGGUUUGUUUUUUUAAUUCAAAACCUUAAUCAAAAUUGGAAUUGCUGAGGUGAAUCGGUAACUACUGAAUAUUCUGGAAUUUUUGUGAUCAUCCCUUUCUUGGGAUUAUACACUGCAGGAAAAGACUAUUGUGGAAAAAAUCGUGUGGAAUGAUUGAUUAAAACAGACAGCCAGCAGCUGAACGUUAGCUGUCAGGUUGAUGCAGUCAUCUUGAUUUGGGCAAACUACGAUUUUAUUUUUUUUGUCAAAACCUGUUCUUGAAAGGGGAACAGUCACAAAAUGAGCUGGACCCUGCCCUCUGGGUUCCUUUGCUUCCUCAUCUGUGAAGAGCUGAGGAGAAAAACACACAUGCACCUUUUCUAGUCUGGCUACAGAUUGGUUCAAAGUGCAGGAUCCCACACAGCAAGUCAAUGCAACUGUCUACUGUUGUCUGGAUUGAGUUUUCACUAGGCCAGCUCCCACCAUAUUAGCAAUUACAAUCAGUGACCAUGUGGGAUUUUAGCGUCUGUGUUCACUCUAACCUAGUUAGAUAACUCCUGGCUGUUCAACACUGAAACAGUUCGACUGAAGAGCUCUUGUUGUUUUAGGCCCUUUUGUCUCCUGAUACAUUUCUACACGCAGCCUCUAAUAUUGUCUCAAUCCAGUGGCCAUGAAAUGGUGCUGUGUGAAUCAUUCAUGCAAGAAUGCUUGACACUCAUUCAUCUGAAAUUGUUUUGCUGGGUCUUAUAAUGGGGAGUUAACGGAGUUAGACAAGCUUAACGCUUUCAGUAAAGGAAUGUUGAAUACGUGAAGCAUCUGUGCACUAGUGCCAUCUCUGAGAACUUCUGCAUUAAUGAACUUUUCAUUGUUUGAAAUAUGUUGAGUGGCUACAGGGAAAUGGGGAGCAGCAGACGCUGGCAGGGAACUCCAAGCAUCCAGUCAAAUGGAUGACACAAACAAUCAGAUCAAUGUGUUGAGUGGUGAGGAGAUUGUUCCAGGCUUAGACUUGCAGCUAGUGUGUGGGUUAUGCAAACGAGAGAGGGAGGGGGAAUGAAAGAUCAGGGAAAGUAGGCUACUGAGGUGAAAGGAUAAUUGAGUGUCUGAUAGUUGAACCUUAUGACCUGGUGUGUCCAGUGUUAGUUUUGCUGCAGAGUUAACCAUGGUGUAUGUUAGAAAGAAUGUGUUCGUGUGUGCUCAGAUAAGAGGGGGGGGGGGGGGAAUAACUUAUUGUGGUUAAACUGCACUACAUGAGUUAAUAUUCUCACUUUUAAAUUUAAACCAAAAACAACUGCCCUCCCUUGUGACUGUUCCCUCAAAGAUAAUGCAAUCUUCUUUGUCGCUGCAUGCUGACAGCAUGUGUGUUUGCGAUUUCUUGUAUAAACUGGAUUACAAAAGAACUUUUUAUAAGACAUUUGUAUAAACAACCUAAAUCUGAAGCUGAACAAGUGAAAGAAAAUGUUCCGAGCUUUGCAGCUGCAACCAACAAUGUCUUAAAAAAAAAAGAAAAGUUUACCUGGAAUUUUAUCGUACUCUGUAAUAUUUGUGUAUAAAGAGUGAGGAAGUCUUAAAUUUUAUUGUUUUUGUGUGGUGCAGAUUUUCCAAUGUACAUUUUGUCUGUGUAGGAUUGUUGAUGUGAUUUUAUUGAUUUGGGGGAGUUUUUUGAGUAGCGUGUAAUUUAUCUGUUAUCAUUUUAUAAAGACAUCAGACUUUUAAAUGAGGUUUGUAUUUAAUUUGUGAUCUUUGUUUUGAUUUCGCUACA